This is a messenger RNA of Danaus chrysippus (African queen), 1287 nucleotides long. NCBI's taxonomy places the organism in Eukaryota, Metazoa, Arthropoda, Insecta, Lepidoptera, Nymphalidae. The record is from the annotation of a GenBank genome assembly.
AUGAGUUUGGUUGGAGAGAGAGAGAACACCAAGAUACACGACGAAAGCUACUACGGAACCAAGAUGAAUUUAGACAGUGAAUUAGAGAGCUACAAAUCAAUCCUCUAUGACAGCAAAAUACAAGACUUGUACAAGAUCAAAACCCGGGUCGAACACAUCAAAAGCCAAAUAACUAAUAUCGAGCAGACUCUAGGAGAAUUUCAUGUUGUUUCUGACGACCUUCUGAUAGAGAAGGAAUUAUCCAUCAUCCGAACAAACGGGAAGUUCUUUCUUUUCCCAACAACCUUGAUCAUGUGUGUCCUCGACAACCUCCAGACCCGAUUCUAUAUACGACAACAUGUCAUGAUCAAGGAAAAGAAUGAGAAAAUUGAAGGCCUCCUCCGACAUUAUGAUCUUCUUCACUCCGUACUAAUCGAAUUAAGAGGAAAGUAUAGAAAUGGAUUUUUUGAGCUCAUGAAAAACUGGGAUGCUUACUGUAUUGGGCUCACAGUUGCAGAUACUGUUGAAGACCUGGGAUUCCAAACCUUAAGAGAUUCCAUUGAGGAGGAGUUGAAAGGAAAAUUCAACAAAUACGACGUUGGAAGACUGCUCAGACUGAUGUCCUGUCACGAAAUCUCUUUCAAAAGAGAUAUAGCUGUUCCGAUCUCUCUAUAUUUCUCAAAUCUCAGCAAAAACUAUGGACACCCUAUUUUACACCCAGCAGAAGGUAUAGAGAAGCUACGUCAAAACUCAAAGAAACAGAUAGAUGUCGACGACCAGAUAGCUAAAAAAGCUUUGUGGAUGUUUAGGAAGACUUAUGUCACAAACUAUUACAGGAAGAAAGGAUACUACCCCAAACACACCAUUCUCGGAGACAUCCACCCAGUUCUUAACGAAUGCUUAAAGGAUGAGCGUGCAUUGACGAGCAAUGAAUCUCGGAAUCUCCCACUGUCUGCGUGGAGUAACAUACAGCUCGAAAAAAACCACGAUAUGAGUCUAGAGAUUGACGAAAAGGAACUGCUUAAAGACACGGCAUGUUCUCCUCCAAGAGAAGAGUGGUUCAGACCAUACGACCAGUGUGCCUUUAUGAACUUAUACAACCAAAGAAAGCCGAGAAGUUCGACACAUUUUGAACCAAGAGUUUUAGCGCGAUAUCUCAAAGGGGAUGAGGGCGAGCUUGCCAAGAAGAUUUCCGAUCAAGAGAGCUUAUAUUACAACCAUCUAAGAGAUGACAUAGUACAAUUGUGCAGAAAGGAACGAGAGCUAAGUGUAAAAGGACGAGUUUUUUGUAAGCAGAGUACGAAAUGA